GGCUAUCAUAAUACAACAAACCAGACCCUCAAGAUUCUCGGCUAAGCCGUGAACUUUUUUCCAUCAUCUAAUUGUCUUUUCAGGACAUUUCCCUCCAUUAAACAACAAUGUCGUUGCCUGUCGGUCCCCUAGUCUCGGGGACGUCCACCAAGCCGUCCAAGGUUGCACUCCACGGGCGCUACAUCUCUCUCGUCCCUUUGCAGUCAUCUCACGCCGUCGCAAACUUCAAGCAUCUUGGUGGUGAGGAGAAUGCCCAAAGCUGGACACACAUGUUUGGUGGACCGUACCUGGACACGAAGGAGUGGCAGGAAACCAUCGACAAAUGGAGUGCAUCGACCGAUCCGCUCUAUUUCACGGUUCUUUCUGGCCUAGAGUCUGAUCCGAACUCUGAGCCGGUUGGACUGAUGACCUACAUGUCGAUCUUCCCGGACCACCGCAGAAUUGAGAUCGGUAGCAUCAUCCUUGGAAAGGUGUUGCAGCAAACUCGUGGGGCGACAGAAGCGUUCUACCUCAUCCUCAAGCAUGCCUUUGAGGAUCUGAACUACCUCCGAGUCGAGUGGAAGGCAAACAACCUAAACAAGCCGAGUCUUUCAGCCGCUGAGAGACUUGGAUUCGUGUUUGAGGGCAUCUUUAGGAAGCACAUGGUUAUCAAAGGCAGACGUAGAGACACAGCUUGGUUCAGCAUUACAGAUGAAGAGUGGCCGGUGGUUAAACAGGGACUGGAGGGUUGGCUGAGUGAAAACAACUUUGAUGAACAAGGAAAGCAGCGCAAGAGCUUGAAAGAAAUUAGACAAUCCUUCUAGGCAAACAGCGCCUGACUAAACUACCCAGAUACAAAUUAAAUCUAAACUAUUUAGAUUCAAAUUAGAUGGCCUAUUCAAACAUACAAGCGAUGGUAGGUUCAUCUUCCGCAGCCUGAGGAAUACUGAAGGGCCUAAGGAGUUAGAGUGGAGAUCAUCCCCGGAGUUGCGACAAUGUCGACAUGUCAAAUAUCUUCCACCGCACGCCAUUUAGACGGAAAAGAAAGAUUCAUUGUAUCAAAAA
Ilyonectria robusta is the source of this 1044-nucleotide messenger RNA. Its product is annotated as acyl-CoA N-acyltransferase. The transcript has 2 exons. Lineage: Eukaryota; Fungi; Ascomycota; Sordariomycetes; Hypocreales; Nectriaceae. Gene Ontology annotation, molecular function: protein-N-terminal-alanine acetyltransferase activity; protein N-terminal-serine acetyltransferase activity. The record is from RefSeq and is a predicted model, not a curated record. The coding region runs from base 108 to 803 and encodes 231 amino acids.